Metschnikowia bicuspidata var. bicuspidata NRRL YB-4993 is the source of this 921-nucleotide messenger RNA. RefSeq lists its product as uncharacterized. Lineage: Eukaryota; Fungi; Ascomycota; Pichiomycetes; Serinales; Metschnikowiaceae. Gene Ontology annotation, biological process: autophagosome assembly; autophagy of mitochondrion; nucleophagy. The coding region runs from base 1 to 921 and encodes 306 amino acids. Gene Ontology annotation, cellular component: cytoplasmic ubiquitin ligase complex; cytosol. The transcript has a single exon. The record is from RefSeq and is a predicted model, not a curated record. Gene Ontology annotation, molecular function: Atg8-family ligase activity.
AUGAAUAUCCGCAGCAAGUUGUCCUCGCUCCGCGAGUACCUCACGCCGCUCAACUACGAGUCCAAUUUCCGCAAAACGGGCGAGAUCCUGCCGGACGAGUUUGUCUUGGCCGGCGACUAUUUGGUGCUGAAGUUCCCCACAUGGGCCUGGGGCUCGUGUCCCAAGCCGCUCCAAAAAAAGUUCUUGCCGCCGGAAAAACAGUUCCUUGUGACGCGGCACGUGCCCUCGUACCGGCGGUACGCCGCGUUUGUACCCGAAACGGGCGACGGCGCGGGCGGCAAAACCGACGCUGCUGCCGCCGACGCAGACUCGGACGCCGAGUGGGUGCCCCUGGUGAGCCAGCCGGUGGGUGCCGCCGUGCCGCUGGGCCCGGCCACACACGACCUCGACGCCUUGAUGGACGACGCCGCCGAGGACGCCGCAUCACGUGACGACAUCGACGACUACACCCACAUCUCCUCCGGCGGCCCGGGCCUCCGCCGCUACGACUUGUACAUUGCGUACCUGACGUCGUACCGCGUGCCGAAGGUGUACCUUGUCGGCUUCGACGACGGCGGCAUCCCGCUCUUGCCGCCGCAGAUGUACGAGGACAUUUCCGGCGACCACAAGGACAAAACCGCCACCAUCGAGGCCUUGCCGAUGGCCCACAGCACCAUGGCCGUGUCCAUCCACCCCUGCAAGCACGCGGCGGUCAUGCGCGUGUUCAUGGAGCACGCACGGCUGAAAAAGGCUGCUCCGCAGCCCGCCGCUGCGACGGCCCGGGCCCCGGACGGCCGCGACUUGCUGGCAAGUGGCACGCCCGAGCCCGUGGACAUGGACGAUGGCGGCAUCCGCGUGGACCAGUACAUUGUGAUUUUCCUCAAGUUCAUAGCGAGCGUCACCCCGGGGAUCGAGUACGACUUCACCAUGGACGCGCUCUAG